UGUAACUAGAUCGUUGAGUGAUUAAUCCGUCACUCAUCGUCUUAAUGCCAUCAAUUUCCCAGCGUCGUUCAUUUAGAUUCGUGACUUAAAGUCAUAUCAGUAACACAUUUGGUCACUUUGUUAAUAAGUGGUGUGAGUGCUCGAUUUAAUUCCGGAGAUAAAUUGUGCGGUGCAGCAUGUGGGUACUCAUGUGAAGUUCAGUUUAUCUGCUCCAAGAAAUAUAUCAUCUGGAGUUGGUUACAAAUGAGCUGUGAGGUUUCAGAUUAUACCGGUGACAUAAACAACGUUAUCUUCACAUCGUCAACUUCAUCGCCAGGACAUGUUCUGAACAAAAGUGUAAUUAUGGAUACACUUCUUGAUGUACUAUCUACUUCGCUGAAAAAUAUUUCUCUGCCAUUGCUGUUUGUGUUUCUCGUUCUGAUUGGUAAUGGUGAAAAUACUAAUGAAGUCGUUCGAAGCCAAGACGGUUACUCUCUUGAUUCAUUCCAUGAUAUGGCAUUUGGAAAUGACAUAGAAACUCUCGAGUGUCCAUCAAAUAACGUCAUAACAUCGAAAUACAAAUGUAAUGUGAAUGGUAAAUGGAUAGAUUGUAACAGAAACCACUGUUGUAAGGACUACACAUUUGUAGGAGGACAGUAA
Messenger RNA from Leptinotarsa decemlineata (Colorado potato beetle), 639 nucleotides. Its product is annotated as collagen and calcium-binding EGF domain-containing protein 1. Lineage: Eukaryota; Metazoa; Arthropoda; Insecta; Coleoptera; Chrysomelidae. The record is from RefSeq and is a predicted model, not a curated record. Gene Ontology annotation, molecular function: calcium ion binding.